Messenger RNA from Paracoccidioides brasiliensis Pb18, 1842 nucleotides. RefSeq lists its product as uncharacterized. Gene Ontology annotation, molecular function: catalytic activity. Bases 1 to 1842 code for a protein of 613 amino acids. The transcript has 3 exons. The record is from RefSeq and is a predicted model, not a curated record.
AUGACUGGAGCAUCGGAGACUCACCGUCGGUUCUACAACUACCCAAUACCGCGCAAAGGCCCUAAUGUGCCCUUCAACUAUCUACCUUCAUCCAACCCGCUCAUUCGUGGCCGGGUGCUGGAAAUAGCAGCUUCAGUGCUCCCAUAUUUUGGCUUCAUCCAGAGCGCUCUCUGGCGAAUUGCCGGAUUCGACGUCGUCCGCAACGUCCCUGGUUUGAAUGACUAUCAACCCCGAUAUGACCCUACCGUCACGCCUAUUGCCAACCCCUCUGAGGCCAAACAUUCGAGUUUGCCCUCCCCAAGUCAGCGACGCGAUGGCCUGGGGUAUUAUACCUCCGCAGAUUACCAUGCGCUGUAUUUGUCAGGCGAACUCACUCCAACUGCGGUCGUAGAAGCUCUUUUACCCCUCAUCCGUCGUGAUACAAACCCUUGCGGCGAGUACUCGAUUGGCUUUCUUGAAACCAAGGCCGAUAUUGCUCGCGCUGCCGCCGCUGCUUCAACGGAGCGGUAUAAAAAUGGAAAUCCAUUGGGUCCUUUGGAUGGGGUUCCUGUUGCAGUUAAAGACGAAGUUGAUAUUGAGGGAUAUAAGCGGACGUUGGGAAGCAAGUUGGAUUUCACCGGAGCGGAGAAUCGAACGGCCUGGUGCGUUAAGAAGUGGGAAGAGGCUGGUGCAGUUGUUAUUGGGAAGACUUCCAUGCAUGAAUUGGGACUUGACACCACAAACAACAACCCUAAUGUUGGGACACCGAGAAAUCCUCACCAUGAAGACUACUACACCGGCGGAUCUUCGGGAGGCUCGGGAUAUGCUGUUGGGGUCGGUCUUGUACCCAUCGCACUGGGUGCAGACGGUGGUGGCUCAAUCCGCAUCCCGGCCUCCUUUUGCGGCAUCUACGGCCUUAAACCUUCCCAUGGCCGAGUUUCCGGGCAUCCAACAGUUGGCAUAGCUUCAACGACCGGUGUUAUUGGCCCUAUGGCAUCUAAUCUUGACGACCUGGCCUUAUCAUACCGCAUCAUGGCUGCCCCAGAUCCUAGCUCAAUGACAUCUAGUUCCUUCCCUGAUCCCCUUACCACCAUUCCAUCCAGUCAAUCAUUAUCAUCUCGGCCCAAAGUAAUCGGCGUAUUCCCCGACUGGGUUAACCGCGCCGAUCCCGCCGUCCUCGCCCUUUUCAACAAGGCCAUCGACUACUAUCGCAAUAACCAAGGCUACACCGUAGUCGAUAUAUCUAUUCCACUGCUCCCUGAAGGCCAGAAAGCUCACGCUCUGACAAUCCUAGCCGAAAUUGAAUCCCACCUCUCACUGGACCAGAUCAGCAAGCUCACCCCAGCCAACAGAAUCAUUAUGGCAGUCGGUGGCAACCCAACCAGAGCCCGGGAUUUUCUCGCAGCCCAAAAGCUUCGCAAUCUUCUCAUGUCGCAUCUUGCGUUUCUAUUCCAGCAACACCCGGGACUAAUCAUCGCUACCCCUACCACGCCCCUCCCCGGUUGGAAAAUACUUAAAGGCAACGCUGACCUCGCUAGAGGUGUGAGUGAUGUGGAUUCCAGCACACGCUCAAUGGAGUAUGUCUUCUUGGCUAACUUCACGGGCUGUCCCUCCAUUUCGCGUCCCAUGGGACUUGUAGACGGACCCAAUGUACCCGCCGGCCUCAUGGGGAUGAGUGACUGGGGAAGCGAAGAGAUGCUGAUUGAAUGGGCGAGAGAUGGGGAGGGGAUGCUAGGUUUUGAUGCUGCUGCUACAGAUACGAGCACGGCUGCUACACCUAAGGGAGGAUUGAAGGCCCCGGACACGACAAAUGGUGGUAAGUGGGUUGAUGUUAUUGGGAAGGUCCGAGAUUCUGGGGUGUGA